Molecule: messenger RNA, 731 nt
Organism: Symbiodinium necroappetens
Lineage: Eukaryota; Dinophyceae; Suessiales; Symbiodiniaceae
Source: the annotation of a GenBank genome assembly
GCUACUGGAAACCAAGGUUUCAAGCCUGUCUGGAAAAUGUGCGGGAGCUCUGGCUGCCUGGCUUCCACCUCUUCGAGACUGCGAAGAAUGCCUUCGACGCACUUCUGGCACUGCAAGCCCCGAAGCUCUCUCGGUCUUUCCAGGCUCAGGGCAUCAUCAUCGAUGUCUUUCUGCUGGAUGCGUGGCUCACACUCUUCGCACGCUGGUUGCCGUUCCGCCUGCUUCCGGAGGUCUUAGAAUACAUCAGGUGCCAUGGCUUCGCUGGCAUUCUCAGCCUCACUGUGGCAGUGGUGGACGCCCAUGGCGCAAGCAUCGGUGGCAUCGAGCCCGCAGAUGCUCUCCUGGAACUUUGGAAGUGCUUGCAGUGGGAGGAUCGAGAGCCUCGCCUCGAUACCUUGUUCCAGACUGCUCAAGGGCUGCGCCCACGAGCUUCGGAGCUGCUCGCCGAACGCCUUGCUGCAAACAAACUGCCGGAGCUUGCAUUCCAGCGUCGAGGACCCCGGGUGGUACAUCCUGAUUCUGGCAUUGACUUGCUCGAUGUCUUGUCGGAGCAGUCCUGGCAGAAGUGGAGGGCACAGGCCGAGGAGUUCCGCAAUGCCAGAUCCUUGGGCAAAGGCACCCCCAAGUCGACGAAAAGCUUGAGCUUCCUCGGCAUUUUCCGCUGCGGCCGCGUGCGAGCAGAAUCGGACUCGGAGGAGACUCCGCCCUCCAAGGCUGCACACACGGAGUGA